AUGAGAUUCAAGAGCUUUGACGAUGGUGUGAAUGGUCGACAUGUCAAGACGGGACAACUGGCGGCCAUCAAGGUCAUGGAUGUCACAGAGGACGAAGAGGAGGAAAUCAAGCUGGAAAUCAACAUGCUGAAGAAAUACUCCCACCACAGAAACAUAGCCACCUACUACGGAGCCUUCAUCAAAAAGAGUCCACCGGGCCACGACGACCAGCUAUGGCUGGUGAUGGAGUUCUGUGGUGCCGGUUCCAUCACAGAUCUGGUGAAGAACACCAAAGGCAACACACUGAAGGAGGACUGGAUCGCCUACAUCUCCCGAGAGAUCCUCAGGGGAUUAGCUCACCUGCACGCUCAUCAUGUCAUCCACCGUGACAUCAAGGGACAAAACGUGCUGCUGACUGAGAACGCUGAGGUCAAACUGGUGGACUUUGGUGUGAGUGCUCAGCUGGAUCGGACGGUGGGGCGGAGGAACACCUUCAUCGGGACGCCAUAUUGGAUGGCUCCAGAGGUCAUAGCUUGUGAUGAAAACCCAGAUGCUACCUAUGACUACAGGAGUGACCUGUGGUCCUGUGGAAUCACAGCUAUAGAGAUGGCUGAGGGAGCUCCUCCUCUGUGCGACAUGCAUCCAAUGAGAGCCCUCUUCCUCAUCCCCAGAAACCCCCCUCCUCGACUCAAGUCCAAAAAAUGGUCAAAGAAGUUCUUCAGCUUCAUUGAGGGCUGCCUGGUGAAGAAUUACACUCAGCGCCCCCCCACGGAGCAGCUGCUGAAACACCCCUUCAUCCGGGACCAGCCCAACGAGAGGCAGGUCCGCAUCCAGCUCAAAGACCAUAUCGACCGAACCAAGAAGAAGAGGGGCGAGAAGGAUGAGACUGAGUAUGAAUACAGUGGCAGUGAAGAAGAGGAGGAGGAGGCAUCUGAGCAAGAAGGAGAGCCGAGCUCCAUCGUCAACGUGCCGGGUGAGUCGACCUUGCGCCGAGACUUCAUCCGGUUGCAGCAGGAGAACAAGGAGCGCUCGGAGGCUCUGCGCCGCCAGCAGCUCCUGCAGGAGCAGCAGAUGCGCGAGCAGGAGGAGUACAAGCGCCAACUACUGGCCGAGAGGCAGAAACGUAUUGAGCAGCAGAAGGAGCAGAGGAGGCGGCUGGAGGAGGUGAACUUUUCAUACCCCAAGCUGAAUUAA
Messenger RNA from Paralichthys olivaceus (Japanese flounder), 1173 nucleotides. The record is from RefSeq and is a predicted model, not a curated record. Lineage: Eukaryota; Metazoa; Chordata; Actinopteri; Pleuronectiformes; Paralichthyidae.